AUGGCAAAGGAGUUAGAGGUGCAAGAGGCCGGAGCAACGGCACCGAGAGACUACCAGGAUCCGCCUCCGGCGCCAUUGUUCGACAUGGAGGAGCUUCGGAGUUGGUCGCUCUUUAGAGCAGUCAUAGCUGAGUUCGUGGCCACACUUUUGUUUCUCUACAUCUCAAUCCUCACCGUGAUCGGCUACAAAGCUCAGACAGAUACAGACGCCGGAGGAGUUGAUUGCGGUGGCGUAGGAAUAUUGGGAAUUGCGUGGGCUUUCGGUGGAAUGAUCUUUGUCCUCGUCUACUGCACCGCCGGUAUCUCCGGUGGUCACAUAAAUCCGGCAGUGACGGUGGGGCUGUUCAUUGCUCGGAAAGUGUCUUUGUUGCGGACAGUGUUGUACAUUGUGGCUCAGUGCCUCGGUGCCAUCUGCGGUUGCGGUCUUGUCAAAGCAUUCCAAAGUUCUUACUACACCAGAUAUGGAGGUGGAGCCAACGAGCUCGCCGAAGGCUACAACAAAGGUACCGGACUCGGUGCUGAGAUCAUCGGAACUUUUGUCCUCGUCUACACGGUCUUCUCGGCCACCGAUCCCAAGCGAAGUGCACGUGACUCUCACAUUCCAGUUUUGGCGCCACUUCCCAUUGGUUUUGCCGUCUUCAUGGUUCACUUAGCUACCAUUCCCAUCACCGGAACCGGAAUCAACCCGGCCCGUAGUUUCGGAGCCGCCGUUAUCUACAACCAAGAGAAGGCCUGGGACGACCAAUGGAUCUUUUGGGUGGGACCGAUGAUCGGAGCAGCAGCGGCUGCGUUAUACCAUCAGCAUGUUCUAAGAGCGGCUGCGAUUAAAUCUCUUGGCUCCUUUAGGAGCGUUACUUAA
Molecule: messenger RNA, 858 nt
Organism: Microthlaspi erraticum
Lineage: Eukaryota; Viridiplantae; Streptophyta; Magnoliopsida; Brassicales; Brassicaceae
Source: the annotation of a GenBank genome assembly